Molecule: messenger RNA, 969 nt
Organism: Melozone crissalis (California towhee)
Lineage: Eukaryota; Metazoa; Chordata; Aves; Passeriformes; Passerellidae
Gene: QPRT
Product: quinolinate phosphoribosyltransferase
Biological process (GO): quinolinate catabolic process; NAD+ biosynthetic process
Cellular component (GO): cytoplasm
Molecular function (GO): nicotinate-nucleotide diphosphorylase (carboxylating) activity
Source: RefSeq, a predicted model, not a curated record
AUGUCCCAUUCAACCCUCGGUUCCUCAGCACCCCCGAACCUCCCGGGCCCCCCGAACCCUUUGGGGACCCCCUGGCCCCCCGCCCCUCCCCCGCACCGCCUGCGGGCCCUGGCGCGCUCCUGGCUGGACGAGGACGCGCCCUGGCCCGACCCCACCCUGGCCCCGCUGGGGAACCCCAGAUCCCCCGCCCCGUUUUUCGGGGUGCUGGCGGGCUGCCCGUUCGCCGAGGCGGUUUUCGGGGUGUCGGGCUGCUCGGUGCUCUGGAGGCUCCCCGAAGGCUCCCGCCUGCCGCCGGGCCGGGCGCUGGUGGCCGAGGUGUCGGGCCCCGCUCUCGGGGUGCUCCUGGCCGAGCGGGCGGCGCUGAACGUUCUGGGGCGCUGCAGCGGCGUGGCCUCCAUGGCCGCCCGCGCCCGGGGGGUCGCCGAGAGCCGCAACUGGGGAGGGGUCGUGGCGGGGACGCGCAAAUGCACGCCCGGCUUCAGGGCGGCCGAGAAGUACGCGCUGGGCGUGGGGGGCGCGCAGGGGCACCGCCAGGGGCUGGGCGCCUUCGGGCUGCUCAAGGACAACCACAGGGCCCUGGUGGAGCUGCGCGGCGGCGGCAGCGAAGGGCUGAUUUUGGGGGCGCGCCGGGCCCUGGGCUUCACUCAGAAAUUGGGCGUGGAGUGCGCGAGCGCGGAGCAGGCGCUGCAGGCGGCCGAGGCCGGCGCCGACCUCGUCCUGCUCGACAACCUCAGCCCGGAGGCGCUGCAGGCGGCGGCCGCGCGCGUCAAGGCCGCGCACCCGCGGGUGCUGGUGGAGGCCAGCGGGGGCAUCGGCCUGGAGAGCCUGGCGCGGUUCCUGGGGCCCCACGUGGACGUCGUGUCCAUGGGGUGCCUGACCCACGGCGCCCCCAGCCUGGACUUCGCCCUCAAGGUGGUGGGGGUGGCAGACGGAGCCCAGGAACCCCGAAAAUUCGGCGUGGGACCCUGA